AUGCGCAUCUCAACUAUCAGACAACGCAAAGACGGUUUUCUACGCCGCAGGUCAAAGCCAUCUGCUGUUCCCAUGCGACCAGGUGCCGCUCCCUCGAUCAAGCCAAAUUUCUCCGAGACCUCAGAACAUGAUACGAUGACUGUCGACUGCAAAGCUGGUCUGGCACAAAUCAGUAUUAUCAAUGGCCUGAUCAGCAGAACAUUGAGCUACGAUUGCUCACUGUCUGGUCAGAGGACCAACUCCGUAAUUUUCGACUUGGCAGACUUCGAUCAGACUGUGCCGCUUCACGUGGAUGUUCUUGGAUGCAACGGACGUAUUGCAAGAAGUCAGAACGCCUGGGGGACGAAACGUCGGGAUGUCAUUCGCAUUGACAACUCGGACAUCAUUCUACGCAAACAGUCUGCCAUUGGUGUCAGCGCGCUGUCAAAGGUUGACUACGAAGAUACCGAUGCGGAGGUUGAGGGACAUCAAUGGACAGUUCUGCUCAACGAGAAGGGUCCCAACGGCAAGCUAAGCCGGGCCAACACCAUCGACCUUCGUGUUGGUUGCGUCCUCGAUGGCGCAGUCGUAUACUAUGAAGACGGCCACAAAACGCCUUGUGGUCUCCGCUACACUGAGACCGGCUCUACACACUACUUCGGCGGCCACCAGUCACAAAAGAUCCAUCUUCCUAAAGAUGUCGACAUUGUCAAGGUAGAGGUGAACAGAUCUGGAUAUGGCUGUAAGGUGCUUAGUGGCAUAGUCAUGACCCUUUCGAACGGUAUCAGAAAGGGAGCACUCAAUGAUAGCGAGUUCACUGGAAGCAUCCCUGUGAGCAACAAAUUACAAGUCUUGGAGCCUGGGGUGGGAGAGAAGAUUGUGGGGUUCUAUGGCACAAGCUCGCAUUAUACGGAGGAGUUUGGUAUCAUCACUGGGCCCAAGGAUGAGGACCUGCCGCCACAAACUUAUGAUAUGCCUCAGUUGCAGAAUAUUCAAGAGAGGGGCAGUUUCGCGAGAAGAGUUUGA
This is a messenger RNA of Aureobasidium pullulans EXF-150, 1005 nucleotides long. RefSeq lists its product as uncharacterized. The coding region runs from base 1 to 1005 and encodes 334 amino acids. The record is from RefSeq and is a predicted model, not a curated record. Lineage: Eukaryota; Fungi; Ascomycota; Dothideomycetes; Dothideales; Saccotheciaceae. The transcript has a single exon.